CAUGYGCAAUUUAGUUAGYGCCUACAAAUAACAAAUCUGAAACAGGAAGUGUGAACUCACCUUCAUUUAUGGGAUUCCUGUGGAAUAUCGAAUCGUUCGGGAGUUCUCAGAACUACAUUGCCUCGACGAAAAUGGCAGUUCUCAGAAAUCUUUUCUUUCUUCGUUUUAAAAACAUAUUUGGAAACAAAAUGUGAUUUUUCUGCUGCAUUCUCCGCUUUGUUUUAGGAUUAUAUGGUUGUCUAUGGCGAAUGUUGAUAAUAUUAUGCGUAAAGACGACAACAAGAAAGAAGUAUUCCGACUGUGGGUCUGUCUGGUGCAACAGUAAACAAUCGUAAAUGGUAGGUAAUCGCUGAAUUCAUCAAUAUGGCCUCUAAUUACGCACAAUGGACUUUAUACUGUUACAAAUGCAAACAUCAGCUUGCAACCAGUGAUAUACUGAUGAUUGGCAUCGUCCCUCCGUCGCAGCAUCACUUGGCUGUAAGAAGAGGCUGCGAGCUAAAAGCAGUGCAAUAUUUACGAAAAGAAGAUGUGUUGGAAGCAGACUCCAAAAGGUCUUUAUUUCGUCUUCUGUGUCAACAUUGUAAUUCUAAAGUUGGAAGUGUUGAACAAAUUGAAGGAAACGAGGUAAUGUGCCUGAAAGCUGAAGCGGUCUCAGUAAAGAAUAUGUUUGGUGGCGAAACCCACGAGAAAAAAAUGAAGAAGCUUAUACCUGAGUUAGAAAAAAUCGGCAUUGAAAGGGUUAAACUGACACGUUUGGCRUCGUACAAUCACGCAUGCUCCAGAGAAGCCUCAACACCACUAGUCUAUUGUGAUACCAGUCAGCUUACAAGAGAAGACAUCAACUCCUUUACAGUUCAAACCCCACGAGACUAUCAACGUGAAUURUUCACAUAUGCUAUGCAAGGCAAUUCCCUAGUCUUUCURCCUACAGGAUCAGGAAAAACCUUAAUUGCUGCAAUGGCCAUCAGUUGCAUGAAGAAGCUUAACCCAAGAAAACUUGCCGUGUUUAUUGUUGAUCGAAUUCCGUUGGCUCAUCAGCAAGCCGACUACAUUAAGGAGCAUACUAAGGGUUUGGAGGUUUCGGUGUUAGCAGGAGAUAGGAAUGAAGACGAGACAGUUAAGACGAGAAUCAUGRAUAAUCUUAUUGAAAAAAAGACUGAUGUACUUGUGCUUACACAUCAGAUCUUUUUGAACAUUCUAUCUGAUGAAGAGGGCGUGGUGAAGCUGUCUGACACGUGUAUUCUUGUAAUCGAUGAAGCCCAUCGUUGUCAAGGGAACCACCCAUAUCACCAGAUUAUGAAAGAUCACUACRUUAAACUAAUAGAUAAGUUCAAACCGCUAGUACUUGCCCUAACAGCAUCCCCUGCAGGUGAAACGUGUCCACAGAAAACUAYUGAAAGCCUUCAAGGGCUUYUAACAAGACUCUGUUCUUCAGCACGAAUGCCUAGCAAGUCGCAAGAUCUCCUUAUGUACACUCAUAAGCCUAAGACAACCUACAAGAUGAUACCUCUGACAUCAUACCAACARGAACUAGAUGAAGCUAUAGUGAACUUCCUGGCCUUCAUCGGGGGKCUGCUGGCCACAUAUGGGAAGUGCCCAGAUAUACUGAAGCUUUCUCCAAAAUCAACUAGUUACAGAGGAUGUUUGAGACAAAUAAUUGGCCAAUGUCACGAUCARCAAGAACAUGACGGCUAUGCACUAAGUGAGCUGGUCAUGCAUCUGCUUGGUAUUUURGAGAUCAAUGACGUUCUGGGUUUACGUCUUGCCAUUGAGUGUUUGGAAGAAUGCUUUGAGYUUAUCGAAAACGAGUCUUCACCAAAUGAAAGGCGAAAGAAAACCAUUCUUCAAUCAAAAMCAACAUUUCGCAGACUYAAAGAACAAGUCAAGUCAAYCAARGCGCAUGGCUUAUCUCGUAAGACCAAUGAAAAGUUUUCAUACCUUGUAGAAGAAUUGAAGCUCUUUUCCMGGCAGACUGACCAAGAUGACACCAGUCGUGGGAUCGUUUUUGUYCAAACACGAAAAACAGCACACAAAUUUUGCGACCUUCUUCUUUCCUAUCCUGAAAUUUCCAAACUAAAUCCCAAGCCUUUUGUGGGUCAUGGAGAUGGUGGAACAGAUGGMAUGGAGUGGCAAGACGAGCAAAGGAUUACUCUGAAGCAAUUCCGCCUAGGUCGAACAAAACUUCUGAUUUCAACCAGYGUUCUCGAAGAAGGCUUGGAUGUCCCAAUUUGCAACAUGGUCAUUCGCUUUGAUAGUUUGACAUCCCUUAGAGCACAUGUGCAGUCACGAGGAAGGGCCUCACGGCGAGCUAAUAGCAAGUUCAUCUUGAUUUUUAGCGAUGAAAAAAGUUACCAUGAUGAACAAAUGGUUGCUGUGAAGGAAUGUUACAUGGAACAGGSCAUGAGGCUUCUCCAUAACACAUCACAAGGGAUUGACACUCAGGCAAGGAAGUUUUCAUGUCAAGUCCAAAAACCAGUAUUGCUACAGSAGCCCACKCCCAUUAACCAGGCCAACAGAGCAUUACAGCARCGAUAUGACGUUGUUGCUACUAACACUGUUAGCGUGUUAGUAGUUCUCCCAGCCGAAGAUAUGCAACAAUACUUGGUCGCUGUCAGAUUCUUUAGACAGAAUCAAUUUGAAAUCAAAGAAAUGAAUAUUGAAGCUGUCAAUGAAGCUGACAACACACCAACUGCUWUAAAGUUCAAAAUUGAGUGUGGUGAAAAUGAAAACUCGGAAUUUCUAGAACGUCUCGCUCUGUCUUGGUGUGACCAACAGAAUGUCGCMCUAUCSUGGCUGGAGCAUCUGGAUGACACCCGAAGAAGAAGAACCGCUGAGGUCGUAAAUGUCCUAUCARGCGAAUCAUUCUGCAUCGGAUAUUUUCGUCGAAGGAAUCAUUUUUGCCGACACUGGCCGAUCGUACAUCCAAGAGUGGAUUUGCAAUUUGUUCGAUUAGUCUUCCAGCACGAUCUUAAGUCUUUGUUGAUUUUGUUCACUGUGCGUGAGCCUCUGUCAACAAACUUGUAUGAGRUCGAGAUCAGCUACAGUUUGUUGGAGAACUUUCUACUUGUGGACAAGCAGMAUGGGUAUUCCAACCUCUUUUUAUUCCUGAAGCAUCCACCGAAGCUGUAUAAAACACACAAGGUAGCAAUAUGGGAAGCAUAUUUACUAAAUGAAGUAGUUGUUGAUGGUAACGAUAAUAAUGAAAACGAGAAUGAUGAUUCGGGUUUCUUCGAGGAGAUCCACAGCAGUGAUGACGAGRUUGACCAAGGAAGUGAUGAAGACAUGCAAGAAGGCGAUGAUGAGGGCUAUGAUAAUCGCCUACAAAACGAUGACAAUGUCAUUCGCACUGGAGAGAAUGAAAAUACAUUUUCUCAUCCAAUACUGGGCGUCCUAGACAAGAUUACAGGMUGGUCUCGAGUUCCAUUCAUUGAUGACAGUGAAACAUCGUUUGGAAAAUGUUUCAGCUACAUGAUCACUAUCUCCGAUGUGGAUUUCAUUGAGCUAUUGACAAGCCUAAGGAACACAGACAAGAAGGUCUAUUUUUCAGGAGUUGCAGAUGUAUUUAUGCCCUUAAAAGAUCCUUCAGACUUGCUUCUUCAUCAAGAACUCGAMCAAGAGGUCGCAUACGCUUUACAUUGCCUCCUAUGUAACUAUCCUUCCCUAGUCGGACGAAUCUCAGAMAAUUUCRYUCGUCUUCUCAGUGAGACYYCUAAAAAUGCUGCUUUGGCUGGUUUGGAGGACCUCKCUAACAAAGYWGCACARGAUAUUUUCUGCCAACCAGAUGAAACACUUGGAAGAAUYYUACAGUCACCAAAUUUGAGACCUAAACGAUUCAUGGCGAGACACACACCAAGUCACUGCGCUCUAGUGAAACGCCUCAUUGUCACUCCAACUCGGCUGCUAUUUGGUCCCGAAGAAAUCAUUCAAAACAACCGAGUCCUGAGAAACUUYGAUCCUUCCCAUUUCAUGUGCGUGAACAUCCGUGAUGAAGACUUCUCAAGGAUCUCUGGAUCGAGUGCCGAYCUGACAGAAGUGCUUGUUUAUUUGAAGGGYAUCAUUGACAGAGGUAUUGGAGUUUGCGGUGAUCAKUACUUGUUUCUUGGUUGUUCAAACAGUCAACUACGUAACCACAGCUUCUGGCUUGUUAAGGCUUGUGCAAAGCCCGACGAAAUWCGUACCUGGAUGGGAGACUUUUCAUCCAUAAGAUGCAUCGGGACUUACGUYUCCCGCAUGGGUCAGUGCUUCUCUACGUCAUUAGAUGCUGUGGGUAUCGCCAUUGACCAGGGAGUCAGUUGGUCUCCAGAAGAUGACGUCAAGUCUGAUGAUAAUAAGUACUGCUUCUCUGAUGGUAUUGGUCGCAUAUCGCGCGAACUCGCCAAUCAGGUUACAAAGAUGAUUGGUAAGAAAUUYAAGCCAUCAGCUUUUCAAAUUCGUUUUGCUGGAUGUAAAGGUGUCUUGGCAAUUGAUGACUCGUUGACUGGUAAGAAGGCGUUCUUUCGUAAAAGCAUGACGAAGUUUCAAUCCAGUCAUCGUCGCUUGGAGGUUCUUGCUACUUCACGCCCUCAGGCCGUGUAUUUGAAUCAUCAGUUGAUAAUGCUGUUGUCCAAUCUUGGAGUUCCUGACAUUGUGUUUAUCAAGCUCAUGCGCGAGGCUCUUAAUAAUCUUGCAGGAAUGCUGCUUGAUGAACGCCAAGCCGUCCGUCAGCUCUGUUCAACUGUUAAAACAGGCAUCGCAUAUAACACUCUCAGUGAAGUUGGAGUAGCUUUGACCGUUGAACCGUUCUUUAGGUGCGUCAUUGCGUCAGUUUACCAUGAUCACCUCCAUUCUCUUCUAACAAGAUCAAGAAUCAAACUUAAYCCAAGGAAAGCAAGGCUUAUGAUGGGUGUAAUGGAUGAAACUGGUGUCUUACAAUAUGGCCAGGUUUUCGUCCAAUACUCGGAGUGCUCCAGCGACCCAAAAAAUUACGAAGACUUCGACCUUGAUAAGAGAUGUGUUUUACGAGGCCCUGUCAUGGUAACUCGUAAUCCCUGCCUACAUCCGGGAGAUAUGAGACGGCUGGUUGCUGUGGAUGCACCACAACUACAUCAUCUUGUAGACUGCGUGGUGUUCCCUAGAGUAGGACCCAGGCCACACCCGAAUGAGAUGGCUGGAGGAGAUCUUGAUGGCGAUUUGUACUUCGUAACGUGGGACCAGGAUCUUCUCUCUGACACGGAUAAGGAACUAUUUCCACCAAUGAACUACGAUCCACCUCCAAAACAGGAGAAAACAGACGACGUCACGACUGAAGACAUGACGCAGUUCCUUAUUGACUACAUACGUUGUGAUCAACUGGGCAUCAUUGACAAUGCACACAAAGCUCAUGCUGACCUUGAAUCCGAGGGCAUUGAGUCAGAUAAGUGUCUUCUAUUGGCUCAAGCUCAUUCUUUAGCAGUUGACGCACCAAAAACAGGCCGUUGGCCAACUUUAGAACCAAWKGAAAUCAAAGUUAAAAAAUACCCAGAUUUCAUGAUGAAGAAUGAUAAACCCAGUUACAAGUCUAGUAAGGUCCUGGGAARGCUCUUUUGUGCUUGUCGAGCUCUUAAAAGAAACAACGACCAAAACCCCAGCGUCCAAGUUAAACGACCAGUUAUUGAUGGUGCCUUUAUUGUCCCGGGAUACGAAGUCUUCUUGAGCCAAGCGCGUUCGUUGUACUUCAAAUACUGCYACARUAUCAAGCAGAUAAUGUCAACUUACGGAAUUGCCUCUGAAGCUGAGUUGAUUUCGGGCUGUUAUCGUAAACUCUACAAACGCCUAAGCCGAGAAAGAACCGAAGUUGCAGAAAUUGUGACUACAUUAGUCGAGGAUAUCAGAGCAAAGUUCAGGGUGAAGUUUUUCAAGGAGUUUCACUUGGACGCCUCACGUCACAAAGCGCGGGAAUUAAUAGACAAAAGAAUCCAUCAGAAGGCUUGCGCUUGGUAUCACGUGGCAUACGCUGAAGAACCUAGUACCCAUGACAGACGGUUUCUUAGUUUUCCUUGGAUUGUUGAUGACGUCAUGGCAAGUAUCAAAGAAGUGAAGAGAAAGCUCGCGCGCAAAGAAUCACUGGGAAGCCCCUCCGACAUGAUUACAUCACCCAAGAUGACUGAUGUCACUCAAGGUUUGAUGAAGUACGUUGUCGAUGAGAAAGAUGCGUUACUUAAAGAUUACAAGAGAAGGUUAAGUGGAAGAAACCAAGUCGCGAAUCAAAUCCACGUCUUCAAUCCAAACCUACGCGUCGUUGCAUUUGGCUCAACUGCAACAUUUCUGUUUAAAGAAGACUCUGAUGUUGACUUGUGUGUCUUUAAGAGAUCACCAAACCAGAGGCCUUCUACCAAAAAGGAGCAGUUGAAACUACUUAAGCAAUUGAAGGCAGUCCUUUGUAAGCUGUUUACCAACGUUCGUCUUGUCGACAGGGCAAAAGUACCGGUAAUUUCUUGCAGGAAAUUCAAACCAAGCGAGGUACCUGCAUUCUCCAUCGACGUUCCUUUUGACUUGAGUGCGUCUACUGAUGGCUUAGACAAAGCGGUCAUGAUAACCGCUUACAUCAUGUCAUAUCCAACAUUAUUGCCUCUGCUCCGUUUCCUGGUCACCUGGGCUAAAGUAUCUGGACUAACUGGACACGGAGCACGAAUGAUUGCWAACAGUAAUUSUUUAGUGUUYAUGUUCUUGGCGCACUGUAUUGCCAAUCGSUACGUGAGUGAAUUGAGUGAUGRCGUCGUUCAACAUUUCUAUACACAAAAYUCGUCAGACUUUCUUCAAGAAUGGGAAAAUGCUCUUCCAGCAACAACGACGUUGUAACGUUCAAUCCUUACCACUCCUCUCAUCACCCUCAGCAUGACGGGACGCGUCUWUAUAYCCCCGUGUUGUCGGCACCCUCAAGAGGAGAYCGACAAACUUCAAACCAUGUGUACAACUCAUUCAAACAGAAGUUCAUCACUCAAUUUGCAUUGGUUUCGCGAGAUCACGAGGAGUCUUUACACGGUGUCUUAGAAUUCGURGUACAUUUUGGCCGCAUUUACAUCUUUCGGSUCCCCAAGUCUUUUAUUGAAGAUCCCGAAGCGGUAACUAUCAAAAUGYUACAAGCAAACCUCAACCGAGACUGCAAAGCARCUCGAACAAGGGCUAAUAAACCUCGAGAUGAUUUAGUAGUCACUCACUCUGGCGCCACAAGAAGGAAAAAGAAGCGACGAUCAAGGAAGAAAAAGUUAAAGCAAGAAGAAUCCCAAAAUGAMAAAAAGAACAAGAAACCAAAGGAGAAGCCGUGCAGAAGCUCGUAUUUCACGACAGUMAAAUCAAGCGAGGCAGUAAACUGGUUUUUCCAGCGWCACGGGUUUACUGAAAGAGAAUCGUAUGAAUGCUACAAUGUUCACAUACAAACAGAUGGCGACGACUUCUCCCUUAAAUUUGAUGGCGCCCUUUGUUUCCAAGAGCUUAAUUUUACGCCCUUGAGAUGGAGCGUUACUGAUGUCAAACGACGAUGGUCAMGGAGCCCYAAMGCCACCCAAGAAGACGGAACAGAGAGUGACAUUCGAUUUCUWCUACAAUCGCGACGUUCCUUGAACAAGAAUGAAAUURUUGACACCGAGUAUGAAGUGUWCGUGGACAUAAUGAAAACCACUGCGCCAUCUUCAAACACAGCCAAGAAGCAGAAACGACCCUUUGAAAUCAAGGAGGAGUUGUGGAAGCAAGUUUUUAUGGUGCGACACAAGAAAACACGAAGGUUCCGUAGUUUGGCAGGUCGCUACGACAGCUCCCUCUUCAUUGACAUCACUGAAGUAACAGAGUAUUCGCGACCAAAAGCGGAAUGCUCCUGCUUUCGUAAGGUUUUCACUMGACACGAACUGAACCUAGAACUUGACCCUCCGCAACUUUCAGGUGACGAAAAUACAGUUUCACAAUUCUUGUCGCAAGUUUGGAAACUUGCAUUUAGUGUCUCUGAUUGCGUCUCGGUCUAAAAAUGAUUCACGCAAGCCUUCCUGCUGACAGAACCUCUAGUAUGCAUCUUUUUUUAAUUUUUUUUUUUGUCUUGAGCGCAUAACCUAGAAAAUAUGUUAACAAUUAGGAAUUUGAUUAAGAUUUGCCGGAUUAUAAUAUGCAUUAUACCAUAGUUAAUAACUAUGAUUAUACAUUGUAUAUGUUUAUACACCCGAAACCGUGCAAUUACAAAAAUUGUUAUGUAACAUCAAGAAAUUAUCAACGUCUAUUUUAGWUUCUGGAUUCUGAAAAUAUCUUCAAGUAUUGCGUUCACAUCUGAUUUGCAUAAGUGUUUGAAGUGUUUACCUCUUGUGUUAAAUGACGUUGCCAAUCAAAUAUAUUGUGACGACRUUUGAGAGAGAUCACGACUACAGUUGGUGCCAUAUAUAGUUCAUACGAAGUCUCUAAAACAUCUCCCUUCCAAGAACCUCUGUAGAUGGUUAUUAAUGUGAUUUUAAAAAUAUCCGGAUACGUUUAUACGCAGCCUGAGUUCCCGAGUCUGAAUCGGAAGUUCAGCCGGUAUGGCAAAGAUGUGCUGUCACAUACCAAAUGUCUUCGCUUAUACUAUUAGCGCAACAAAAUAAUCCUGAUGAGAAAGAUACGACCUUGUGURAAUAAACUAUCUGAAACUYGCSGAAUACAUAAAGCUGUAAAAAGUA
This is a messenger RNA of Exaiptasia diaphana, 8651 nucleotides long. RefSeq lists its product as uncharacterized. Gene Ontology annotation, cellular component: nuclear RNA-directed RNA polymerase complex. The record is from RefSeq and is a predicted model, not a curated record. Lineage: Eukaryota; Metazoa; Cnidaria; Anthozoa; Actiniaria; Aiptasiidae. Gene Ontology annotation, biological process: siRNA processing. Gene Ontology annotation, molecular function: nucleic acid binding; ATP binding; RNA-directed RNA polymerase activity.